GCGCACAGUUUCAUCGUCGCCAUGUUGGUCUGUUCGUGCUGCAUUCCGCUCGAGGAAGUUAAGACAUUUUUAGAAAGUUAUAUUGUUUAUUCGUCAUGUUCCGUCAUUCAGAUUACCAAUGAUAGUUUCAAUUGGUAACAUAUUUUCUUAAAGGACGACAUACACGACGUUGUACUUUAAAUAGCGGAAGUUCCUUAUUCAAUUGUAACAUGUUCACAAAUAUACAUUGUUUGGAUGUAUUUUAUUGGAAUGAUGCUGUGAUAAUUAGUAUUUCAGACCUUCCUUUUCAGUACGUCGGCCUGCGAGUUCAGUUGCGUUGUGAAGUUGACGCAAGCAGGUUUUUACAGACACGGUGCUCGUUUAUCCCACGAUUUUGAAAGCGGCCUCGGCCUUCGUAGGCGGGGCCUGCCGCGGGAUACAGUCACGUGAUCCGGCCCCCCGUGCCAGGCUGACCAAUUCCAAUAUGGUGGCCAGCUUGGCAGGUCCACGGUUCUUGUUGCUGAUAUUGUUGUUGUCGUGCGGGAUCAGCUCGGGCUCCUGCGGCCAGGGAGCCCCGCUCGUCCUGGGCCUGCGCCUGGAGGAGCCGGCGGCGGCGGCGGCCCGGGUGUACAUGAAGAACCGGAUCAUCUCGGCGCCGCGAGGAGCCACGUUCAAGCUGCGUCUCUUCGGCUCCGACCUCGAUCCGCGGACGCCGUCGCCGUGGCUGGCUUUCGCGGGGGCACCGGCGGGCGCUGCCGGGGCGGUGGGCGACGGCACGGACCCGUGCGUGGACGAGUCCAACCGGAGGGAGUCCGCUUUUCGGAUCAAGGAGCCGUUCAUCCCGGAUGAGGAGCACAGCGGGCUGCUGACGGUGGAAGUCCCGCGGGGGAGCGAGGCGGCGGGCGGCGAGCGGACUCUCCAUCAUCUGUGCGUGCUGGCGGGGGAAGAGUGGACCUCGGUGGUCCCGGACAAACUGCGCAUCGCCUCGGACAAGGACCUGCCCGCGGACCACAUCCCGGCGUGGGGCCUGGCUCUGCUCAUCCCGCUGCUGCUGCUCCUCUGCGGGCUGCUGAGGACCGUCAACCUCAGCCUCCUCUGGCUGGACCCCGUGGAGCUUUACGUGCUCCACAGCUGCGGCUCUGAGGAGGAGAAGCGGGCCGCCAAGCGCCUGGAGCCCAUCAGGAGGAGAGGGAACUUUCUGGCCUGCUCCCUCCUCUUCCUGUGCGUCCUGGGCCACUCCGUUCUGGGAGUGCUCCUCUACCGGGCCCUGGGCUCCAUCGCGUCGGCCGUCUUCACCAGCGCCCUCCUGGUCUUCUUCCUGGCCGAGCUGCUGCCGCACAUCCUGUGCUCCGGCUACGGCUUCCAGAUGGCGCCGGGCCUCACCUGGCUGGCCCAGGUGUGCAUGGUCCUCACCUGCCCAUUGUCCUGCCCCCUGGGGCUGGUCCUGGACCUGGCGCUGCGGCGGGACAUCAGCACCUGCGGCAUCAGGGAGAGGGCCAUGGAGAUGAUCCGCACCAGCGUCAACGACCCGUACAGCGAGUUUGUGAAAGAGGAGUUCAGCCGCGGGACUCUGCGCAGCAAGACUGUGGAGGACAUCUUGACCCCCCUGAAGGACUGCUUCAUGCUGCCCAGCUCCACCCUGCUGGACUUCUCCACCAUGUCGGACAUCAUGCAGAGCGGGUACACGCGGGUGCCCAUCUAUGACGAGGAGAGGUCCAACAUCGUGGAGAUCCUCUACGUCAAGGACCUGGCCCUGGUGGACCCAGACGACUGCACCCCCAUGACCACCAUCACCAAGUUCUACAAUCACCCGCUGCACUUUGUCUUCAACGACACCAAGCUGGACGCCAUGUUGGAGGAGUUCAAGAAAGGCAACAGUCACAUGGCCAUCGUCCAGAAGGUCAACAACGAGGGGGAGGGGGACCCCUUCUACGAGGUUCUGGGCCUGGUCACCUUGGAGGACGUCAUUGAGGAGAUCAUCAAGUCGGAGAUCUUGGACGAGUCGGACGGUUACCGUAAGUCCUCUUUUGCUUCCUGGCCUCGCCAGGGGUCGCUCACGCCGGCUGUGUCCCGCGCCACAGUGGACAGGAAGUUGAAGCGUCCUCUGGUGCCCAUGGACAUCCCCCUGGAGCCUCGCGGGGCCCCCGAGGAGUUCUCCCUCUUCAAGCCCCCCGAGGGAGAACCCAAGAUCCGAACAUCGCCGCAGCUCCUGCUGGCCACUCAUCGCUUCCUGUCCAGAGAGGUGGAGCACUUCAGCCCGGCGCGCGUGUCGGAGAAGGUCCUCUUCCAUCUGCUGCGCCACCCCAGCGUCAACCAGGAGGUGCACUUUGACCCCGGCGACCGCCUGAGCCCCGCCCACUACCUGUACACGCGCAACCACCCGGUGGACUACUUCAUCCUGCUGCUGCAGGGUCGCGUGGAGGUGGAGAUCGGCAAGGAGGGGCUGAAGUUUGACAACGGCGCGUUCACGUACUACGGCGUGUCCGCCCUGACACUGCCCUCCUCAGUGCACCAAUCUCCAGUGUCCACUCAGCAUCAGUCCCCCAGAGAUCCUUUUGACUCCUCGGAGGCGACCAGCCCGUCUAGUUACUGUCCGGACUACACCGUCAGAGCACUCACAGACCUGCAGCUCAUUCGGGUGACACGCCUCCAGUACCUCAACGCCUUAAUGGCGUCGCGGGCCGGUCCCGGUCCAGACCCUCCUGAGAUCAAAAUCCUCCCCAACAGUCACACCAAACUGCUGAACGACAAGAACGCUGCCGCGCAAGAUGCUUUUCUCUUCUUUUCCGCCAUGUCUUCUCCAGACUUCAGCUUCUCUUUCUUUGACACCAUUGACAACUACUGUUAGUGCGUCUGUGCACAAGGCGGCGGCGGCGGCGUGCUGGAGAGCUCCACAGAAGAAGAAGAAGCUCAAGCGUAGUCACUUCUCUCCAUUCCUUCUUGACAUCAUUCGAGUUAUCAUUAUUAUUAUUGUUAUUAUUAUUAUUAUUGUUUUUGUUGUUUAAGAACACUAUGUUUAGGCUUUAUUUGUUUAGAUUUCAUCUGGGCGGUGCCUUUUUUCCACUUAAGCAUUGCCAUUGGUGACAGUUGUUGUGCCAAAGUGUGUGUGCGUAUGUGUGCGUGUGUGUUCUUGUAUUCAUACCCUUCUUGAGACACCAAGAAGGAAAAGUAUCUUCCAUAUGAGGAGGUUUCCCAAUAAGAUUGCAUCUAAUAGACAAUGUCUUAUUUGCACCACUGCCAGUCAAAAUGCGGGCGGUCCCAAAAAAGGAGGGAUUUGUCAAAUUGACUGUGUGUCGCUUUUAAAAGUGCUCCCCCUCUGGUCAACAUAUGAAAUAACAAGUGUGUGUAGAAAUAGAAAUGCGCCCCCUUUGGCCAAAAUUAAUUACAAAAAAAAAAUGUAAUGAUGUAUAUAGAGACAUUCUGUAAUAACGAAGUAAAUAAUGAAGAUUAAAAAACAAUGACAAAAAAUAGAAAUAAAAUGUUAAUAUUGUAAAUACAAAUCUUUAUAUAUCUAGAAAGGGUGGUCCUAAAGAGAGGCAUUUUUCGGUGGUCUCAAGAAGGUCAGAAAUACAAUUUUGUGUGUGUGUGUGUGUGCGUAUGUGUGCGUGUGUGUUCUUGUAUUCAUACCCUUCUUGAGACACCAAGAAGGAAAAGUAUCUUCCAUAUGAGGAGGUGUCCCAAUAAGAUUGCAUCUAAUAGACAAUGUCUUAUUUGCACCACUGCCGGUCAAAAUGCGGGUGGUCUUAAAAAGGAGGGAUUUAUCAAAUUGACUGUGUGUCGCUUUUAAAAGUGCUCCCCCUCUGGUCAACAUAUGAAAUAACAAGUGUGUGUAAGAAAUAGAAAUGCGCCCCCUUUGGCCAAAAUUAAUUACAAAAAAAAAAUGUAAUGAUGUAUAUAGAGACAUUCUGUAAUAACGAAGUAAAUAAUGAAGAUUAAAAAACAAUGACAAAAAAUAGAAAUAAAAUAUUAUUAAUAUUGUAAAUACAAAUCUUUAUAUAUCUAGAAAGGGUGGUCCUAAAGAGAGGCAUUUUUCGGCGGUCUCAAGAAGGUCAGAAAUACAAUUUUGUGUGUGUGUGUGUGUGUGUGUGUGUGUCCGUUCAGACAGGAAGGAAAGGAUCGCCACACAGCACGGUCACGUGACCUCUCCAUCUGGUUACCACGGUUACGUCCAGGUGACGCGUGAAACACUUAAUAAGGAUCUCCGACACAGACAUUUGUUAACUCAACAUCUAAGCGAGCGAUUAUAAACUCCCGAGGGAGGGAAAUGGUAACACAAUUCUUCCACUUUUUGUAGUUCUUACGAAGCUAGCUAGCAUAGCAAAUAACAACUAUAGCACGUUUUUUUAAAUUUUUUUAUAGGUUUUCUUCCCGGCACAAAUGUUUCCAACAGUUUAAUGUGCCACAAAGCUGCUUUCACUGAAGUGAAAUGCUGAAUUCCAAGAUUAUUGUCCCGUUGGCUUUUGGUCUUUCUGUCACUGCGACACCAUUAGCAUGCUAACACGCUAAUUAGCUUUCACUGACUGAGCGGCGCCAAAUACCGUAUUUCCUUGAAUUGAUUUAAAACCUCUAUCCCCCUCCUGCGCUUACAAAGGCAUGCGGUAAAAGUAAGCAUGCGCUAAUUAUUUUAAAACCUCUUCUCACUCCGGCACUUACCAAAGGCAUGCAGUAAAAAUUUGAGUGUGAUGUAAGCUUGGACCUUAAAUCCUACUGAAUAGCUCUUAAUCUUCUUCCCUUUAUGCGAUUUCAGGCUACCGGUAUUGAAAUCAGCCUCCUCCAUUUUGAAAAUGAUGACAGCGGAAGUGUCACUUGUGACGGCACGAGUUUGACCCGGCAGUAAUUGAAGGCAGGCGCAUACUAUAUGCCCGGCGGCAAUUCAAGGAAAUACGGUAAAUGCGCACUUUGCGAAAUGUUCACUGUUCAAAACGGCCGGACAAAGACGUAGUUUCAUCAAGUGCUUGCCAAAGUUCUAACGCGGCUUGUUCAGCUCAAUUCCGUUCCGGGAAGUUGCCGUGCAAGUUGGCGUCGUUUUAAUUCCAUUUGCCAAGCUAACGUCACAGAUGAUAAGUUUUUGUGUAUCAAACCCAAGACAAUCCUCAAACUUGAUGUGGGGGGGGGGAAAGCCGUUGAUAAGCUAAUUGCUAAGCUAAAGUUGGACAAUCUUCGUUUGAGAAGGUGCUUUUUUUUUAGUGAACUGGACUGACUUGGAGGACUUUCUGUGUUUUCACGAGAAGAUCGAAAGCUCUUGUUGUAUAAUUUGCUGCUGGGGAUCAGUUUGCACUUUGUUAGCAUGAAGUGUGUGAUUAGCUUCAGGCUAGUCUUUACUCCACAUGUUUUAUAAUUCCAGUGUUUCGAUUCCAAGCUUGUUUGUAGAAAAGUUAUUUUGUUUGUGUAUAUACAAUAUAAUAUAUAUAUAUAUAAAGCGGAAUGUAAAAAGAUGGCUCGGAAAUGAUAUAGAAUUGCUUACGUUUAGGAGUUAUUUUAAUAGAACUCAAAUCACUUCCUCUUUGUUUAACUUUUAUAGUUCUUAAUCAGGAGGAACAACAUUGAAUACUUUGAAUAAUUCUCUUUCACUAGCAAAUAAACUCAGUCCUGUUUCUGUUA
Messenger RNA from Nerophis ophidion (straightnose pipefish), 5580 nucleotides. RefSeq names its product metal transporter CNNM3. The record is from RefSeq and is a predicted model, not a curated record. The coding region runs from base 464 to 2827 and encodes 787 amino acids. The transcript is spliced from 11 exons. Lineage: Eukaryota; Metazoa; Chordata; Actinopteri; Syngnathiformes; Syngnathidae. Gene Ontology annotation, molecular function: transmembrane transporter activity. Gene Ontology annotation, biological process: magnesium ion homeostasis; transport. Gene Ontology annotation, cellular component: plasma membrane.